UUCGGCACCAUAAAAGUGUGAAAUUUCCCAAACGACCUACCACCACUUCUUUCUACUACCCAAAAUGGAUGCCAUCCCAGAAGUUCCCUUGAGCUCUGGCGGCCGGAGACUUCCCAUCUUGGGGAUGGGCACGGCGUCUGACCCACCGGUGGAGUCAGAAAUUACGAAACAGGCCGUUAUCCGGGCGAUUGAGGUCGGUUACAGACAUUUUGACACAGCUGCUCUGUAUUUCACAGAAGAGCCUCUUGGUGAAGCCAUAGCUGAAGCACUUGAACUCGGAUUGAUUAAGUCCAGGGAAGAGCUUUUCAUCACCUCUAAACUAUGGUGUAGUGAUGCUCAUCCCAAGCUUGUUCUCCCUGCUCUUCACAAGACUCUCAGAAAUCUGAAGAUGGUAUACGUUGAUCUGUAUCUGAUACACUGGCCAGUGAGUUCAAAGCCAGGAAUAUGCGAAUACCCUAUCAAGAAAGAAGACUUUGUUGAGAUGGAGUACAAGUCUGUGUGGGCUGCAAUGGAAGAGUGUCAAAGACUUGGCCUCACUAAGGCCAUUGGAGUCUGCAAUUUCUCUUGCAAGAAGCUUGCUCAUCUCCUUGCCACUUCCACCAUUCCCCCUGCUGUCAACCAAGUGGAAGUAAACCCUGUUUGGCAACAAAAGAAGCUGAUAGAGUUCUGCAAGGCCAACGGAAUUCUUGUGGUUGCUUAUGCUGCCUUAGGAGCUGUGGGAACCUAUUAUGGCACCAACAGAGUUAUGGAGUCUGAGGUGCUUAAAGAAAUUGCAAAUGCCAGAGGAAAGACUGUUGCUCAGGUUUGUCUUAGAUGGGCAUAUGAGCAAGGGAUUGGUGUGCUGGUGAAGAGUUUCAACAAAGAGAGGAUGAAACAAAACCUAGAGAUAUUCAAUUGGUCAUUGAGCAAUGAAGAGUCUAAGAAGAUUGGUGAAAUCCCACAAAGUAGAGCAUGUCUUGGCAAGGAUUACACCUCAGCAAAUGGUCCUUUCAAGACAAUUGAGGAGCUUUGGGAUGGAGAACUGUGAAGGACUCUCUCUAUUCUCUCUAUUGUUUCUAUAUCAAUAUUUGGAUCAGUUUUAUGCAAUUUGUAGUUGAAUUAUGUUUGGAAAAAACACAACUUGUAUCUUUUGUUUCUUAGAAAACAUUCUCUUCUUGUAUAUUGUUUGCAAAUCCACAGAGAGUUGUGUCCUGUUCUGUGAUUA
Molecule: messenger RNA, 1204 nt
Organism: Camellia sinensis
Lineage: Eukaryota; Viridiplantae; Streptophyta; Magnoliopsida; Ericales; Theaceae
Product: non-functional NADPH-dependent codeinone reductase 2
Molecular function (GO): oxidoreductase activity, acting on the CH-OH group of donors, NAD or NADP as acceptor
Source: RefSeq, a predicted model, not a curated record